Molecule: messenger RNA, 1218 nt
Organism: Adineta steineri
Lineage: Eukaryota; Metazoa; Rotifera; Eurotatoria; Adinetida; Adinetidae
Source: the annotation of a GenBank genome assembly
AUGCAUGAUACAUCAUUGAUCGAUGGUGAACAUGGUGGUGGUGGUGCAAUGACUACUGGAUAUACUUAUACUGCACAAUAUGGUGUUCGACGAGCAUCAAAUCGAACUGAUGUUUAUCGAACACAAUUCGGUUCGAUGAGUGCUGAAGAUUAUCUUACUCCAAUGCUACCAUCAUCAACUCAACGAAUUGAUGGCAAUGUUGCUCGACGUCUAUCUAGAUAUUCAUUUAUCAUUCCACCUCGUUUAUUCGUACAUCGAGGAACAGAUGAGCGUGAUGAUUAUCAUAGUUCAGUACGUCUUAAUCGUCAAGAUGUUCAACAACAUUCUACAACACAACGGACACGACAUAUAUCACCAUCGAGACAUAAUCUAGAUCAACAUACUCUAUUAACAACUCAUAUGCAUUCGUUAGGUUAUGAUCUCAAAAGCAAAACUGAGCAAUCAGGUUAUUUUUUUGGUAUACUUAUUGUACUUAGUUAUAUACUUGUCAUUGUUACAUUUCCAUUAUCAUUAUGUUUUUGUUUAAAAGUUGUACAAGAAUAUGAACGAGCUGUUAUAUUUCGACUUGGCCGGAUUUUAGCAGAUGGAGCACGUGGACCAGGCCUCUUUUUUAUACUACCAUGUAUUGAUACAUACAGUAAAGUUGAUCUUCGAACAGUUACUUUCGAUGUUCCACCACAGGAAAUUUUAACAAGAGAUAGUGUAACAGUAGCAGUUGAUGCUGUUGUUUAUUUUCGAAUAUUUAACGCUGUUAUUUCAAUAACAAAUGUUGAAGAUGCAGCUAAAUCAACAAAACUUUUAGCAGCAACAACACUUCGAAAUGUUCUAGGUACUAAAACACUUCAUGAGAUUCUUGCAGAACGUGACAAAAUUGAUACUGUUAUUCAGACUAGUCUUGAUGAAGCAACUGAUCCAUGGGGUGUUAAAGUUGAACGUGUCGAAGUAAAAGAUGUUCGUUUACCAGUAGCAUUACAAAAAGCGAUGGCUGCUGAAGCUGAAGCUUCUCGAGAUGCUCGUGCAAAAAUUAUUGCAGCUGAAGGUGAAAUGAAAGCAAGUCGAGGUUUAAAAGAAGCAGCUGAUAUUAUUAGUGAAUCACCAAUAGCUAUGCAAUUACGAUAUUUACAAACAUUAACACAAAUUGCUACUGAACGAAAUUCAACAAUUGUCUUUCCUAUUCCUGUUGAACUAUUACAGGCUGUAUCAUUGUAUAAACGAUAA